Molecule: messenger RNA, 5275 nt
Organism: Ceutorhynchus assimilis (cabbage seed weevil)
Lineage: Eukaryota; Metazoa; Arthropoda; Insecta; Coleoptera; Curculionidae
Source: the annotation of a GenBank genome assembly
UAGCGGUUGACUUUUUACUGUAAAAACUAGCUAGAAAAUCAUGUGAUUGGGUAAAAACUGGUGCCAAUCCGUUAUUUAACGAACCAGAAGGAAUCCAAAAUCUAACCGGCUGGAAAACCGUUUCGGUUUACACUCCAAACAUGUUUCGUUUUUUCAUCAACAGAUGUGUUGACCAAAGCAAUAUAAUUUUCAUAUCAAGUGGAAAAGAAACAAAUGUGAAAUAAAACAGCAAAAUCAUGAAUGAGGAAAAGGCCCAUAGAAAAAUGCAUGAGCUGUUUAUGCAAGUUCUGAAAAAUAGGGACUUGUCCAGAGCAGGUGACCUCUUCUCUGUGCCAGAUUCUAUUAUUGUUAAUGACCUCACAAAUGUGAUUAAAGAAAUAACAGCUCUUGCAUCGCUUCCAGAUUAUGUUAAUAAUGAUAAUGAUCAGAGUGUAGUGGAAAUUUGCAUUACAAGAGUAACAUCGUGUAUUCGGGAAACUGGGAGCAUUGAGCAACACUGUGAUGCUCUAGUAAAUCUUCUGGAGUCAUGCUUACAUCACAACUUACAAGUGUCCAGCAGGGAUGAGGAUUCUCCACACGCAAAGAUCUCAAGUGAUAUCAUUUCUUGUAUAUUUUUGAACUACAGUAAAAAGUCAGUGAUGCAGAGAGCCCUGCCAGUAGCUGUGAAAUUUUUGCAUAAGGGUAACAAGGAACUGUCUCGCAACAUGGCUUCAUAUUUGUCUUUGGCAGCUAUAGAACAUGCUAGUUUACUCACACCUCACGUUCAGCCAAUUCUGGAUUCCAUUAUUUCUGGGAAUUAUCCUCUUUGCCGGGUGCUUCCAAAUAUUUAUGAAGUAUCGCCAGAGCCCCUACAGGGCCACGCAAUGGCUUUGGUAUCGCUCAUGCCUCAUUGUGAUAAUCAGGAAAAAUUGGCGUUGUUGAACUUGUUUUCUUUAAUGGCAAAAGAUAAACCUUCUCUAUUAGAAGCCAGUGUGCCUCAACUCUGCGAGUACUUGACCAGUUCAGUAACGGCAGCCGCUACCUUGCAGAUUUUUUGGCACAUGGCUGAAAAACAACCGGCUCUUUUGGCUGAUCACGUUACUGCGAUUAAACAAGCUGUGCAACGGCAUCCUCAAACUGUGUGCCUGGCUGCGCAGAUCAUUGGCGCAGUUGGAAAACUAAGCAAAGAUAGAGCACAAGAUGCAUUAAAUUUCGUACUGGAAUAUUUACCAAAAGCUGAUCGAGGAUCUCAGAGUACACUGCUGAGGGAAGCCACCCUUUUAUGUAGCUCUUAUCCUGUUUUAUUUACCGAAAAGGUACUUGCUGGAGUGAGGCAAAGACAUCACACUAGCUCCAAUCAGUUGUCUCAAAACAGCCAAGUCACAUCAGGAGGUGUGACAAUUGUUAACGUAGGACCUCCAGCAGUGGCAGAGAAGAUCUUACCUCAAAACGCAGGAUAUACAAGAAGGGCGAAAUUGGGGGAUUCGAGAAGUACUGGAAGACUUCACACUGCGCAAAAUUCCAACACCCAUCGUAGUAUGACACGGCUAAAUGUUGCUGGUGGUUCUGUGGGAGGGCUACAUAAAAGUAUGACAAAAUUAAGUACUUCAAGAGAAAUGAAUAGCAUGCCAAACUCCUAUGCUCUCCCAACGUCACCCAUAACAGUAACUGGGACUAAAUGGUCUGGUACCAAUAUAAAAGUAUCUAGUGGUGGUGUAACUGUAACAACAAUCUCGGCACCUAGGAUUCAGAGGCCUUUAAGUCAAGGACCACUUACUUUGUUAAAUAACCAUCUGGGAUUUUCUGCUCAUCCACCUACAAUUUCAUCACCCCCACCGCCCCUUCAAGUCAACAGUAAUUCCGUAACAGUGAGCUCCGGCUAUACAGGACCAAUUUCUAGUAGCAAUCAGAUUAAUAUUCUUACAUCUGGAACCAGUUCCACAACACAAAAUAUUUCUGUGAUCCCUAGCAGUCCGCCACCAGAGAUGCUAACUAACUCUUCACAUAAUGUGGUUAACUCUCCGCCAUCUAGUGGAAGCGGUAACGUAAAUGUAACCGGGCCAACUACAGUUAUAUCCCGUAGAAACAACAAUAAUAAUACCAGCGUUACACUUAUCAACCAAAACUCAAUUGCUAAUCAGAGGAUGAGUGUCUUUGAGCCAUAUCCAAUGAGGGACACGAUUCAGCAUUUCUGUGAGAAGCACUUGGACAAAAUCAAACUCUACAUGGAAAAGGUUUCUUUGAAAAUACCAUCACCUGCUAAAUGUACAAUUGAAGAAAAGAGACAGAAAAAAUCGGCCAAGUUGCAUUUCGCUUGUCAGGCUAGAGGUCAGCAUUGCCUUUAUUCUAAAACAUAUUUCACUAUGAGGACCAGAAACCCUAGGAUAUGGAUUCAUUUAAUGUUUAUUUCAUUGCAGGCUAGACAUUCGCACGCCCUUAGUUCCAGAGAUGCUCAAGUAGCCAGUCUGAAGCAUUGCUGGGAUAUUUUAAAGGCAGAAAACAAGACAUUCUUGACGGUUGUGACGAGUGCUUUCCCAUGUACUAAGGACCAAGAAGCCUUACUAAGCGAACUAAGACACGCAGGAUAUUUCGAUGUGUUUCAAGUAUGCCCACCAAGCAUAGGAGGUUCGGCGGAUCACUUAGAAGGCAGUGGCCCUCUUACCAAUAUUGGAGGGAUUAAAUGGGGUUGUUUUCUAUGCGCGCAUCCUGAAAAAGCUAUGGGAUUUUUGAGAGGAGAUACGCAACCUGUGAUCGAAGGCCAACUAAAAGAGAAGAAAGGAAAAUGGCGACUCUUCAGGAGAUGGCGGACACGUUACUUUACUCUAUCUGGAGCUCAUUUAUCAUGUAAAGGCUCGAGCGGAGGAGAAUCAAUUGACGUCCACCAAAUACGUUCAGUUCGUGUAUCUCGUGGUGCUCGUAACAUACCAAAGGCUUUUGAAAUAUUCACAGAGAACCAAACGCUCAUUCUCAAACCGAGUGAUGGUAAAAACGCAGAAGAAUGGGUUCAGUGUCUGAGCAUUGUUGUGGCACAUUCCAGAGAGAGCGGUGGACAAGGUGGAAAAGAAAAUUCCAGAGGGAAAAGCAAUAGCUUGCCAGCGAGGGGACUUGGUGGCAGCAGAAGUCAUAUUUGAGCGAUUUUCAUGGUUGCCUGUAUGAAUUUUAGAAAACAUAUUAAUUUUGUUCAUUAUUAUUAUUAUUUUUUUAAUGGGAAGUUUUUAUUUUAUUCACAUAAAAGAACUUAAGUUAGACCUGUUUUUAGAGUUUAUGUUUUUAUUAGUUGGGAUGUUUAGUAGCCAAAUAAAAUAAAAACUUCCAAUAAUUUUUAAGUUUGAUCUAAUUUUUUUUAUGCAUAUUUUAUUUUAUUAAUUUUUUUAUUUUUAUUGGCAGCUUUUGCUGUGACAACUGAUAAAUAUUAGGACCAAACUAAUGUACUUAAUAUAUUAUACAAUAAAGGGAGGCAUCUAGAACCAAAUACCGCAGAAACUAAGUUACCAAUCGUUUCAAUCAUAAAAUGCUUUCAAAAACAAUUAUUGGUAAGAAAGCUUUUUUCCAAUAGUUACAGAGGGUAAAUAAUAAUUAACGAUGGCGAUGUGAUAGAUUUUAUGUUAUUAAUGCCCGUAUCCACCAACGUCAAAAAACAACAGUUAUUUUUUAACUUGUAGUUAAGCAGUCAUUUUCAUAUCCACCAACAAAAUUUUGUACUUAACUGGGUGUUAAAUAAAACUGGCGAAUUUUAGCCAGUUAAAAAAUAUAACCGUUGGUUAUUUUGAGGAAAUGUCUACUCUUGAUAUGUCAAAAGAUAAUUUUUUUCGUUUUUUAAUGUAAUAUUAGAUCAUUGUCUAUGUUAGAAGAUGAUCUUUAAUCCUAUUCAUAAUUGCUGGACAAUGGAAAAUGAACUAUUUGACGAUGACAUCCUUAUUGAUAUAGUGCAGGAUAUGAUUCCUAAAAAUCAGUGGGAAACGCCUGAUUAUUUUGAAGAUAUGCCUGACUAGUGGCAACAGGAAUCUUACACAAUAUAGCUCGAAGAAUGGGAGAACUGCCGCCAGUCCCUGAAGAUAUUGAUGCAGGAUGCAGAUAUGUUAAACUAUUUAAUUGACCAAGGAAAUAUUCCAGAGAUGCCCGCCGAAAAUAAUAAUCCACUUUUAAUUAAUCAUAGGCCACAGAUCAUUGAAAACUUCUUCAAUAACUUGGUCAUCCUAUAGUCUUUUUUUAUAAGUAUUCAGUAUUCAAGCUUUAUUUCAAUAAAAACUUGAACAUAUAGAUUUUUCGAACUUUUUCAACCACAAAUUUGACAAACUAACAUGACCACCACGAACGAAAAAUAUAAAAUAUGUCAUUAGUGACAUUUCUAAGAAUGUGCUGGAAGAUAACUGGGACUUUCCUAACUACAUAACAAAAACUGAUGGCGGAUACGGUAAUAAACUAAACUACCAGUUAGUGUAAGCUUACAGUUACAUAACAAAUGGUUAGGGUGCUUAUUGGUGGAUACGGGCAUAAAUGUCAAUGCAAAAUUACAGGAAAUGCUUAUGCUAAUGAGUUGAGAAUCAAUUUAUUAUAAACUUUCAAAGUAAAAUACAUAUUGAGUCUCUUGGUUUCUAGGGUCUUUGGGUAGCACAUUAUGUACAAUGAACCUGUGUACUUAAAAAAAAAAAUUAAGGGAUUCCUUAUAACUGGACACAACAAGAAUAUUUCAAUUUUUAAGUUUUUAUUGAAUCUUGCAGAGAUUCGCAGACACUCGAUUUUUCUUUAAGUGAUACAAAUCCCAUGGUAGUUAUCUGUGAAGCCAAUUCAAAUAUUUAUUAAAACCUACAUCUAUAAAAUAAAUUAACAAGGUAGCUAGAUGUGAAACAAGAGUACUUGUAUACUUUUGAUAUUUUGCAAGUUCUGACUGAGACGGAUGCUUAAAAAUUUGACAAAAAAAAAUUAUAAACACAUAAAAUAACCAUUGCUGCAUUUGCAAUUGUAUUGUUCAAAUUCCAGUUGUUUUAUCAUUCGCAUUCGUACUUUCUUCAUAUUGGGUGAACAGUUUCCACCUGAUGGGAACAUACUUGGUAAAAGAGAAAACAUCAAAUGGAUGAAUGAAGACCAGGCUAUAAUUGAAAAAAUAAAAAGAAAUCACUAUCACUAUACUUUGGACCAAAUUUUCUCAUGAAAAAUGUAUUCUCAAAUUUCCUGUAUUGUUUCUCUAGUAUUAUAAUUUCAUGAUCUGAAUAACUGUAUAUACUCAGCUAAAUGAUUCCUAAACUGUAUGUUAAUUCCAAUCUUGUUACUUAUAUUUUACACACAUUCCAGAUUU